CAUGAAGAAGCAGAAAAACAAACACAAUGAGAUACCGCGUGCAUUCUUGGUUUUCUUUGUUCUUUUUCUACUUUCAAGAUCAGCCAUAGCAAAGCAAGAUUCUAACAAGGAGAUAGGGUAAACUAUCAUCUUCAACAAUGCAUUUUUUCGAGAUAUUCCACACUUCCAUCAUCACAGACAAACGAUUGGAACUUCCAAAAGAAUUUACGGUCAAGUACGGGAAGAAAUUGUGUGACAAUGUAAUUAUUAAGGUUCCGAAUGGUGUCUGGCGUAUAGGAAUGAGGAAAGCUGAAGGCCUAAUAUUGUUUGAGAAUGGUUGGCCAGAAUUUAUGGAAUUUUAUUCGAUUCGUGUUGGACAUGUUAUACUCUUCAGAUAUGAUGGGAAUUCAAAAUUUCAAGUUCAUAUAUUUGGUAUGGAUGCUACUGAGAUAGAUUACCCAUCUCAUAACGACAGUACCAAUCAUGAUGCUGAAAUGACUUCAACUCAUUCGGAUGAAGUUGAAGUAGUUUCAAUACAUUCUGACACUACCCAAAGCGACGAUGAACCUUCCAUGUCAAGUGAAUCCCCUCUUAACCCGAAAGCCGAACCCGCCAAACAAGAAUUUCCCCAGAAAUCACGAAAACAAAGAAAGGCAAUUCCUACAACAUUUCGUAACAAGGCAUUGCAGGCAACAGUUGAAGCAGUUGAAGGAUUUAAGUCUGAGAAUCCAUUCUUCAAGGUCACUAUCCAUGUCUCAUAUAUAAAAGGACCCUUGAGGGUACCUAAUGUUUUUGCAAACUCAUCUUUGAGAAACAUAACACAGAGGGGGAUCACUCUUAGGAUUUCAGAUGGGAGAACCUGGAAAAAUUGGAGAUGA
Messenger RNA from Papaver somniferum (opium poppy), 857 nucleotides. Its product is annotated as B3 domain-containing transcription factor VRN1-like. The record is from RefSeq and is a predicted model, not a curated record. Gene Ontology annotation, molecular function: DNA binding. NCBI's taxonomy places the organism in Eukaryota, Viridiplantae, Streptophyta, Magnoliopsida, Ranunculales, Papaveraceae. The transcript is spliced from 5 exons. The coding region runs from base 138 to 857 and encodes 239 amino acids.